UAGUAAGUGGGUAUCGUUAAAAAUAGUUGGUGAUCAAUCAGAGCUAAACUGGAUCUCAAAAAAAUGGCCGACGAAGUGAUUCUUCUUGAUUACUGGCCAAGCAUGUUCACGAUGACGACGACAAAGAUAGCUUUGGCUGAGAAAGGAGUGGCCUAUGAGUACGAGGAAACAAACCCUUGGGUGAAGACAUCUUUGCCCAACGAGAUGAAUCCAAUUCACAAGAAGAUUCCUGUUCUCAUCCACGAAGGUAAACAGAUCUGUGAAUCUCUUAUCCAGCUUGAGUACAUCGACGAGGUUUGGUCCAAUACAUACCCUAUCCUCCCUUCUGAUCCUUACCAGAAAGCUCAAGCUAGAUUCUGGGGUGAUUUCAUCGACAAAAAGUUUUACGACCCAUCAUGGAAAGUAUGGGGAACAAUAGGAGAAGAACAAGUUACAGCCAAGAAAGAUUUGCUUGAACAUUUCAAGACACUUGAAACAGAGCUUGGAGACAAACCUUACUAUGGUGGUGACGUAUUCGGAUUCGUAGACAUUGCAUUAAUGGGAUACUACAGUUGGUUCAAAGCCAUUGAGAAGUUUGGUGAGUUCAGUAUCGAAGCAGAGUUCCCAAAAUUGAUUCAAUGGACCAAGAGGUGUUUAGAGAGAGAGAGCGUGGUUAAGUCAAUAGCUGAUUCUGACAAGAUUAUUGAGUAUGCUUAUGUUCUCAGAAGGAAACUUGGAGUUGAGUAGAUCUUUGUCAUGUUGUCGAAAUGAGUCUGAAGUUCAGACUCAUGAACACAUAAGGAAAAAUAUGGUUCGGUAUCAAGCAGACUCUGUUAUGUUCUGUUUUUUAUGUGAAAUUUGUAUUUUUGUUUUCCUAUUUUCUAAAAGUGUGUUAAUCCAUAUUAAAUUUAUUUUCUCUUUUAAGUUUAGUCUAAUCUCAAAAAUCAAAUCAAUAAAACCAAAUUGAAGAUUUAAUGAGUUUUGAGACAAAUUUGUGUGAAUAUAACUCC
Molecule: messenger RNA, 989 nt
Organism: Eruca vesicaria subsp. sativa (arugula)
Lineage: Eukaryota; Viridiplantae; Streptophyta; Magnoliopsida; Brassicales; Brassicaceae
Source: the annotation of a GenBank genome assembly